CCGCUCUGUCAUCGGGUCAUCCUCUCUGUGUGCCCCUCCACCCGGUCCUCCCCAGCUCCAUCGUCUCGCGUGCUACCCCGCCAUCUCGCCGCAAGCCGGUCAGCUUCUGGUUGCUAUCAGUUAGGACCAUUCCGUCUUCAUCAAACUCCGGCCAUUCCCUUCCUGAUUCUUUCCCUGCUUUCUCCUCCUUGGGGUAGCGUCUCUCACCGCUCGUGAUGGAGUCGGUAAACCGGGCUCGCGAUGAUAAUUCACAAUGGAGUGGUGUCGAGGAGACCUCGGAGGACCCAGAGGAGAUCCGAGUCAUAUUCUGCGCUCUUGAUUCGUUUAGGUCAGUAUUAUCGGCCUAUCGUCGUAUCGUAUCUUUUACAGUGCUUCCUGCUUUUUUCUCUCGUCCACGCCCCCCUCUCUUAGGUAUUCAAUACGCGAAGACGGCCCACCUAAAUUGCACCCAUCUUCGCAGGCAAGCAUUUUACGCUCUGCCUCAAGCACACUGGCAGUUGCUUGCCCAACCUCCCUUCUCAUAUUUGGAUAUGUUGUCGCGGAUAGACGAUGCCAUAGAGUGCAACGCAGAGCUUGCUCGCAUAAUCGUCAAGGCCGGCCUUCGAUCCUUUGGUGUGGCUAGCACGACGUCGGGAGAGGAACCCACCAUGCCCGAGGAAUGGUCCGGUAUUGCUAAGUACAAUGACCUGGAUAAGGCCCGGAGCAUUAUUCGGCAAUUUUACCGUGACUGGUCGACCGAGGGCGCCAUCGAGCGCGACGCUUGCUACGGUCCCGUUUACGACGUCCUGCAGGCAGAAAGGGCCAAGCGUAACGACGGGGUCCGGAUGAAGGUGUUGGUUCCCGGCGCCGGGCUGGGACGCUUAGUCUUCGAUCUCUGCCGGUUAGGCUACGAGAGCGAAGGAAACGAGAUAUCAUACCAUCAGCUGUUGGCGUCGUCCUACAUACUUAAUUGGUCUGAGCAAGCGGGGCAGCACACGAUAUACCCAUGGAUCCACAGCUUCUCCAACCACCAGACCCGAGAGAACCAGUUUAGAGCUUACAAGAUCCCCGACAUCCACCCGCAAACUACGCUCGCGUCGACCCAAGGCAUCGGGUCGAUGCAGAUGUGCGCAGCCGACUUCCUCUGCCUGUACGGCGACGAGGGCCACAGGGACUCGUACGACGCCGUGGCCGCGGUCUUCUUCCUCGACACGGCCCCGAACCUGAUCCGCUACCUCGAGGUCAUCCGGAGCUGCCUGAAGCCCGGCGGCGUGCUCAUCAACGUCGGCCCCCUGCUGUGGCACUGGGAGAACCACGUGCCCGGGCACCACGGAUACGACGGCGACGGCGACUACGACGAGAGCAGCGUGUCGGGCAUCGCGGAGCCCGGGAGCUUCGAGCUCACCGACGACGAGGUCGUCGCGCUGGUCGAGCGCAUGGGCUUCGUCGUCGAGAAGCGGGAGAAGGGCCUACACGCGCCCUACGUGCAGGACGCCCAGAGCAUGCUGCAGAUGGUGUACAAGGCCAGCCAUUGGGUUGUGCGGAAACCCGUCGCCGCCGCCGAACCCGGGACUGGCCCCUAAGGGCGUACCGACUAGGCCUCGGGAGGAGAGGAGAGGGGAGGGCGAAACGGAAGUUUCUAACAAGCAUUUGCAUCUGGGGUUUUGAGACGAAAAAAUCUCUUUCGCACGGAUACCACUUACUUCUACCGCCAGCGCGCGGAGACGUUAACGAGGUCAUGACAUGCAUAGGGAGGGAUAUUAUAGACCUGUGACCUAUAAGACAUAUAUACUA
This is a messenger RNA of Durotheca rogersii, 1773 nucleotides long. Its product is annotated as N2227-domain-containing protein. Gene Ontology annotation, molecular function: S-adenosylmethionine-dependent methyltransferase activity. The coding region runs from base 216 to 1562 and encodes 448 amino acids. NCBI's taxonomy places the organism in Eukaryota, Fungi, Ascomycota, Sordariomycetes, Xylariales, Xylariaceae. The transcript has 2 exons. The record is from RefSeq and is a predicted model, not a curated record.